UCUCACUAUAAAAGGGGCAGAUCAUCGGGCCUUACCCAGCUAUCAUCCAGUCCAAAAUACCAAAACAUUGACGCAAGCAACUUAACGACCUUUGAAACCCUCCUAUCACACAAUCUCAAAUGGUCUCCCCCAAAUUCAAACUCACGUACUUUAAUGUCCGGGGCAGGGGAGAAGUCAUCCGUCUCGCCCUCACAGUCGCCGGGUUCGAAUUCGAGGAUGACCGCCUAACGGAGGAAGCUUUCGCUGCUCGCAAGUACGACAUGCCUUUCAACCAGCUUCCUGUUUUGGAGAUCACGGAGAACGAUGGUCAGGUCAAGCGGCUGGCACAACAGCAUGCCAUCCUGAGGUAUAUUGGCCGGAUUGGGGGAUUGUACCCUGAGGAUCCUUUUGUGGCCGCCAAGGUUGAUGAAGUGUUAGGUGCUUGCGAGGACGUAAGCCUCAUAAUGAAGCCGAACAUGUCGGAGCCAGACGCCGAAAAGCGGGUUAACAUGCGUGAGGAAAUGAUCAAACCAGAAGGCGAAUUGACCGUUUUCCUACGCAAGUUUGACGCCGUCGUAGCUGCCAGCGGGACUGAAGCCUACACGGUCGGCGACAAGCUCACGAUCGCUGACUUGAUGCUGUACGUGCAAGCUUCCUGGUUGUCCGUCGGCGUGCUCCGCGGCAUCCCAAAGACGUAUUACGAGCAGUUCACGUACCUGAACAAGGUGAAGGAGAAUGUGGACAAGCUUCCCGAUGUUGCCAAGUGGAACAAACAUGCGGCUGAACUGGGUGCGAAAUUGCACGCCGCUGCUCUUGCUGCUAAGGCCGCUGCCCAGGCGACUGCUACGGCGUAGAUCCUUUAGAUGCACUUUUUCCAAGAUGUUUUCUGAUGCGGACUUGUUGGCUAGCGAUAGCGCUGCUAGUGAUAGCGCUUCGAUGUUUCAUUUUCACACUUCUGAUGCUGUCCCCGUUUGAUACUCAUACCCGACCAUUCGUUUGCGGUAUUCUUUGGAUCCUUUACAUCGUGCUGUCUGUAGCUUUUGGGAAAAUCCUAUACUACGCAAAGCAAUGAAGUGAGUGGAGAUUUGAGACUCUCAUGAGAAUCUGUG
Molecule: messenger RNA, 1088 nt
Organism: Fimicolochytrium jonesii
Lineage: Eukaryota; Fungi; Chytridiomycota; Chytridiomycetes; Spizellomycetales; Powellomycetaceae
Exons: 3
Coding region: 120-833 (237 amino acids)
Biological process (GO): glutathione metabolic process
Molecular function (GO): glutathione transferase activity
Source: RefSeq, a predicted model, not a curated record